AUGGGAAUGUUGUUCCUGAUCACCCAUUAUAGACGCAUUGAUAAAGGUGGUUUGGGAUCCUGCCCCGUGGGUCGUAAAACUGUCGACUCCGUCCUUGAUAUUGAAGCCGUAGCCUUGUCUAGAAGAAUACAGGAACCCUCAGCCGCAUGGGUGUCGGAAAGAAUUGUUGAAAAUAAAUCCAGCCGUGAAGAGUGGCUGACCACCCCAGAUGAGAUAGAUUCAAGCAGUGAAUGUGUCAUGGAGUCGAUAAUGUCACUUUUAGCAACCAGCCUAGUAGCCGAAAUACCGCCUAAUACUUUUAAGCCUCUUCUCCGGCUUAAAAGAAGGGUAUGA
Nannizzia gypsea CBS 118893 is the source of this 333-nucleotide messenger RNA. RefSeq lists its product as hypothetical. Lineage: Eukaryota; Fungi; Ascomycota; Eurotiomycetes; Onygenales; Arthrodermataceae. The transcript has 3 exons. The coding region runs from base 1 to 333 and encodes 110 amino acids. The record is from RefSeq and is a predicted model, not a curated record.